AUGGCUUCCAGAAAAGCCCUCUUCGUGCUCUCAGCCCGAGCAAUUCGCCCCCCCAGAAUACUCACCGCAUCAUGCCUCGCUCCACUCCAACACCUGCGCGCUGAGUCAACAGCCUCCUCAACCUCAGCUCUCGCAUACAAAGCCCUCCACCGCCGCAUCUCCCCCCUCCCGACCCCCGACGCAGCGCCCUCUUGGUCCGCCCAAGCAGCCGUCUCCAACAUCCUUUACGAAACUCCUACGCCGUCCGUAGCGCCCCCCAAACGUCACAUCCUGAACUGCCUCGUCCAGAACGAGCCCGGAGUCCUGUCCCGCGUAUCUGGCAUCCUCGCCGCCCGCGGUUUCAACAUCGACUCCCUGGUCGUCUGCUCCACCGAAGUCGAGGACCUCUCGCGCAUGACCAUCGUGCUCUCCGGCCACGACGGUGUAGUUGAGCAGGCCCGCCGCCAGCUAGAGGAUCUGGUGCCUGUAUGGGCGGUGCUGGAUUACACCACUGCGCCGCUGGUGCAGAGGGAGCUGCUACUGGCGAAGAUAAACAUCCUGGGCCCCGAGUACUUCGAGGAGCUGAUGGCUCAUCACAGAGAGCUCACAAGCGGCGAGGAGGAAGUCCAGGGCGAGGAGUGGGCCCGACGCUCGCAGUCGAACGACUUCCACCCCAGCAAGCUGGCUCUGAGUCAGGCGUUGAGACUGAAGCACGAGCACUUGAAGUCCAUCACCUACUUCACACAUCAAUUUGGUGGUAAAGUUCUGGAUAUCAGCACCAAUAGCUGUAUCGUCGAGGUCUCAGCAAAACCAUCCCGUAUUGACUCCUACAUGAAACUCAUCUCUCCCUUCGGUGUCCUCGAAUCCGGUCGCACCGGUCUCAUGGCCCUUCCCCGCUCUCCGCUUUACGGCCCGGACGAAAGCGAGUCGGUCAAGGACGCUGAGGAGGUCGUGGACGCUAGCACUCUUCCCCCAGGAUAA
Messenger RNA from Drepanopeziza brunnea f. sp. 'multigermtubi' MB_m1, 960 nucleotides. RefSeq lists its product as uncharacterized. The record is from RefSeq and is a predicted model, not a curated record. Gene Ontology annotation, molecular function: acetolactate synthase regulator activity. Lineage: Eukaryota; Fungi; Ascomycota; Leotiomycetes; Helotiales; Drepanopezizaceae. Gene Ontology annotation, biological process: branched-chain amino acid biosynthetic process. Gene Ontology annotation, cellular component: acetolactate synthase complex; mitochondrial nucleoid.